GCCGCCGCGGCCUCCGUGCUGGAGCUGGUGGCGAAGCGCGAGCGCUCGCCGUCGCCCUCGGAGCCGCUGUCGCCCGGCGACGCCCUCAACCCGCCCUCGCCCGCCGAGUCCACAUUGUCGCUGGCGUCGUCGGGUCGCGAUUUCGACCCCCGGACACGGGCCUUCUCAGACGAGGAGCUGAAGCCGCAGCCCAUGAUCAAGAAAUCCAAGAAGCAGGUGAGUGCUCCUUUUGUUCCCGAGAGCAUGAAGGACGAGAAAUACUGGGCUCGUCGCCGCAAGAACAACAUGGCGGCCAAGCGGUCCCGCGAUGCGCGGCGCGUCAAGGAGAACCAGAUCGCCCUGCGCGCCGGCUUCCUCGAGAAGGAGAACAUGGGGCUGCGCCAGGAGCUGGACCGCCUCAAGAAGGAGAACCUACUGCUGCGCGACAAACUGGCCAAGUUCACGGACGUCUAGCGGCGCCUCCGGCCGCCGCCGCCGCCGCCGCCGCCGCCGGCUCGUGGAUGGAAACCAGCCACAUUGUGUCCACCGCCCU
Molecule: messenger RNA, 532 nt
Organism: Gryllus bimaculatus (two-spotted cricket)
Lineage: Eukaryota; Metazoa; Arthropoda; Insecta; Orthoptera; Gryllidae
Source: the annotation of a GenBank genome assembly